AUGUCUAUUACAAACUUACGUUUUGGAGUCGUCAAGGAAUACCUAAUGAUUUGUGGUCAAGGAGUGGACAACCCUUUCAUUUGUCUGAUUUACAAAGUCAUAGGAAAAAUUAAUAAAAUAUUUUAUGAGGGACUGAGACCCUGUCUCUCCAUAACUGACCCACAAUUCAUUCGCUCGGACUCGACGACACCUAAAGACCCGUUACACACAUCACUCUUCUUCUCGAAAUAUCCCGAAUGGAAGCGAAUCCGAGCCAUACUUUCGCCGUCUUUCACAACCGGAAAACUAAAG
Messenger RNA from Oppiella nova, 291 nucleotides. NCBI's taxonomy places the organism in Eukaryota, Metazoa, Arthropoda, Arachnida, Sarcoptiformes, Oppiidae. The record is from the annotation of a GenBank genome assembly.